AUGGGAUACCUCGACAGAGUCCGGGCAGAUGUUUACUUCUUCGAGUCUCUACUGUACUACUCCUGGUUCACCUGUGGUCUUUAUUGCGCCUCCCCCGCCCCCCCCCCUCCCUGCCAGCGCGCGGGGGAUGGGGUUUAG
Molecule: messenger RNA, 138 nt
Organism: Penicillium oxalicum
Lineage: Eukaryota; Fungi; Ascomycota; Eurotiomycetes; Eurotiales; Aspergillaceae
Exons: 1
Coding region: 1-138 (45 amino acids)
Source: RefSeq, a predicted model, not a curated record